AUGGGGAAUUUGCGGAAAGCCAUGGGCUACCGUGGUCGCGGAGAGUACGCGGGAUUGGAAGGGGAGAGUUCGGGAAUGGUUUUAGGUGGGGGGGAGGUGGUUGGGGGUUUGGAUGGUGAAUUCAGCUACGGGAAUGGCGGCGGGAAUGGCGCGCGGUCGCGGCCGCAGCAGCAGCGGCGGGAGCACGUGUGCUGGACGUCGUCGGGAGACUACUCCUCCCCUUCGCCCCCAGGAGUCACCAUUCACGGGCGCGGCUGCGGCGCGUGCGUCCGCGGGCAGCGCUGCUCGUUCCGCCUGUCCGUGCGCGCGCCCGCGCGAUGGGAUAAAGGCGUGCUGCUGAGGCGGAAGCGCGGGUGGUGGAAGCGCGACGUGACGGUUACCAUGCGCGGACCCGCCAUGGGCGCGGGGGACGUGCGCUGCCUUGACCCCCCGCGCUGCAGGGAGAUGCGAGUGACUUACAGGCUGUGGGAUGGAGGAGAGUACUUGGCCACUAUGCACAUAGGCUGUGCGAACCUCCGCUUCUCACCGCACUACUAUCUGCACCUCAACAAGACAGCUCAGCACGACCUCGUCUCCUGGCCUCUCACCGUUCUGCCCCGCACUGCACCCAACUCCACCGCACACGCACAGCAACCCCACCUCUCCCUUCCCCACCUCCAACCGCCAGCAGCACAGACAAACCCUCCCACAGGCAGCCUGUCCCGAGCCUACCCCGAACCAGACUCCGAGCUUCCCAAAAGCCCCUGCCUCGGGGCAUCGGUUCAGGCUCGGUGGAGGAUGAGAAACGGUCUGUACCGCUGGGAACCGUUCCUCUGCGCGCACAAGGAGCUGCCUGCUAGCAGGUGGAUUGCUGCUUUGGAGCAGAGAGGCAUUCGGGAAAUUAGCAUUGUGGGGGAUUCCCAUCAGCGGUUCUUAGCGGUUCAUUUGUACUAUCUGCUGACGGGGCAGGUGGAUAUGUGGGUGAAGAAGUGGCGGGACAAUCUGUUUUAUGUGGCAAAGGAUGAAGAGGGGAGGGAGCUGAAGAUUAACUUUUACUGGAUCGAUGGGGUCUACAGGAAUGGGGAGUUCGGAUGCAGGUUUCGCGGCUCCACAACCCAUCGGAUGACUGAAUUUCCCAACAUCUCAACCACAGCUGACGUCACUCUCUUUGAAGGGGGCUACUGGGGCGCGUCCUUUUGCCGGGAGCCUCUUAAAGCCCUCCGGGUGUACCUGCGCGAGUUUGUGCGCUGGGGCAUUUCCGCCGUUGCGCCCGGAAAAGGCCGGGUGGUUUUCCGCACUAUCCCCUCGUUUCCGGUGCGAUGGGACUCGUGUAAUUUUUACACCGGCCCGAGAACGAAUCGAGCAGGCAUGGCUGUGAACGCGCUCUUGAAACGAAUCGUGCUUGAGGAGUCCAGGAGAGGCGACUCGCGUACAGGAGAGGAGCGCACGGGAGAAGGGGGGAGAGGGGAGGGUGGAGGGGAGGGUGAAAGGGAGGGGAUGGCUUGGGGGGACCUGGACGAGAGCUUGCAACGGCUGCCUGGUGAAGGGUUGGAAAGAGGCUCCUAUGGGGGAAGCAGAGGAGAGGGUGGAGGAGGGGAAGGGGUGGCUUGGCAGGAUUUGGAUGAGAGCUUGCAGCGGCUGCCUGGUGAAGGGCUUAUCGGCGCGCCUCGAUACCUUGACACGGCUAUCUCCGGGGACCAUCACCACUGCUCGUACGUGGUUGCAACGAGCGGUGGGGAUGCGGUGGUGGGAGAGGUGGGGGAGGCACAUGUGAGGGCGUUCAUCCACUACCUACUCUACAUCCUCCCGCCACCUGACAAGUGA
This is a messenger RNA of Closterium sp. Yama58-4, 1803 nucleotides long. The record is from the annotation of a GenBank genome assembly. Lineage: Eukaryota; Viridiplantae; Streptophyta; Zygnematophyceae; Desmidiales; Closteriaceae.